AUGUCACAACAAAAUCAAUUCAACGGAAGUUCAUUUGAUCUCUCUCAAAAUGGUCGCCUAUCUAACCAAGUAUCUCAACAGGAAUGGUUAUUCAUCGAUGAAUCUUCCACAAUAGCAUCACCUAAACCUAAAAGACCUUGUGACCUCUCAAAUCUUUUGGUUAUUGUCCCAUUUCCUCCAAAGGUUGAUCCAUUGGAUCUUAUAAGACGUAAUAAACACGGGGAAUUACUUGCUCGUUCUACUAAUAAAUUUUUAAUUUAUCGUAACGAGUAUGCAAAACAACUUCAUUCUCAAGGAUAUAGACUUUCAAUGAGAGAAGUUUCGAAAAUGGCCUCGAAAGCUUGGAAAAAAGAAGAAAGGAGAGUUAAGAGAAAAUAUGAAGAAAUUGCACGAGAGGUUGAAAGAAUUCAUGUAAGAUUAGCAAUGUCAGAUAAUUCUAAGCAAGAAUUAAAGAAUAAAAGUAAAUUAAACGGGGAUCGUAUUGCGAAACAAACUACGAAUGAACAUGAGAAGAUGCAACAACGAUUUUAUGAUAAAAUACAACUUAAGCAAGAAACACGAAAUGGAAUGGAUGUUUCGACUAGUGGUCCCUGUUCAGUUUUUCGUGAGAGUGAUGAUGAUUCCGUAACCAGUGAAACGCAGUCUCAGCAAAUAGAAUCUAUAGAACCUAUUAUACCUUCUCAAAGAUAUGAUGCGUCACCAAUACUCUCACCAAUAAUGCAUUAUACUGACGCACAAGAAACACAACCUACUUAUUUUUUUGAACAAGAAACAGAUAAUGAUCAGCUCUUUCAACUUUAUAAUAAUAAUCAAAUUUCAUUUUCACAUCUUGAUAAUGCAUUAACACAUUCACAAAUAGAUAAUUUCAUUAGUCUUA
Molecule: messenger RNA, 877 nt
Organism: Cetraspora pellucida
Lineage: Eukaryota; Fungi; Glomeromycota; Glomeromycetes; Diversisporales; Gigasporaceae
Source: the annotation of a GenBank genome assembly